This is a messenger RNA of Trichogramma pretiosum, 2486 nucleotides long. RefSeq names its product E3 SUMO-protein ligase PIAS1 (gene Su(var)2-10). The transcript is spliced from 8 exons. NCBI's taxonomy places the organism in Eukaryota, Metazoa, Arthropoda, Insecta, Hymenoptera, Trichogrammatidae. The record is from RefSeq and is a predicted model, not a curated record. Gene Ontology annotation, biological process: regulation of transcription by RNA polymerase II; protein sumoylation. Gene Ontology annotation, molecular function: SUMO ligase activity; transcription coregulator activity; zinc ion binding. Bases 200 to 1900 code for a protein of 566 amino acids.
UUCUUUCACUUUUAGUUGUGUUAGAUCAAUGUAUAAUUCGACCACUGAGUAGUUUCCUAUCACGCGUGAUACCCUUGAUUUAUUAUCAUUAUGUACUGAUUUUUUAUCAGUAAUUUUUGUGUUUGAAUUAUUUGCAUUCGUUGCAAAAUCAAAAGCUGCAAAUUAUUUGCGAUUGUCAACAUGGAUCAAUUAAGAGAAUAUGGUAAUGAGCUUCAGAGUAUCUGAACUACAGACUCUUUUGGGAUAUGCUGGAAGAAAUAAAUCAGGUAGAAAAACUGAACUUCAGCAACGUGCACUGGAAUUGUUAAGGUCAAGAUCUCAUCCAAUCUUAACGAAAAUCAGAGAACUUUAUCAAAAUAUACAAAGCGAUCAACAACAAGUUACUCAUCAAAUGUAUGCUCCUAGUGGGGGUCCGAUUGAUCCUCCACAACUAGAUCCAAACAUGCAUUCACGAAACUAUUUUACAAGAUGGUCCAAUUUUGUUGAUCCUAGGCAAAACCAUGCCCAAGCCAUGAGUCAGCAAGCUCAAGCUAAAGACUUACCUCCUGCUCAUCAAGCAUCAAUACCGCAUUCUGCUGUUACUCAAAGAACUACUUCCAUUUAUCAAACUCCAGGAUAUACACAUGUUACACCCCAGCAGAGGGCUGGAAGUACUAUUUAUCAACCUUACCCAUAUGCCGCACAAAAAGGAAUUCCACUGACAGCUCCUAUGCCAGUGGCACCUCCGCAAUAUCCUGUUCAUCCAGAUGUGAAGUUCAAAAGGUUACCAUUUUAUGAUCUUCUCGGAGAACUAAUGAAGCCAUCAAGUUUAACACCUAAUCACAAUACAAGACAACAAGAACAGACAUUUGUGUUUCACCUCACCCCUCAACAAGCCACAGAUAUUGCUUCUUCGCGUGACUGCAGACAAGGUGUAAAAAUGGAUUAUGUUGUUCAAGUGCAAUUGAGAUUUUGUUUACAAGAAACUUCUUGCGAGCAAGAGGACAAUUUUCCACCUAAUUGCACGGUCAAAGUUAACAAUAAGCUCUGCGGUUUACCAAAUCUUGUUCCCACGAAUAAACCUGGUGUUGAACCAAAAAGGCCUCCAAGACCUGUAAAUAUCAGUCAAUUGGUAAAAUUAUCUCCUACAGUAGCUAAUACAGUAACAGUAUCGUGGGCUGCUGAUUAUGGUAGACGAUAUGCAAUUGGUAUUUAUCUUGUGCGAAAAUUAACAUCUUCUGAACUGCUGCAAAGAAUGAAGAGUAAAGGAGUGAAACAUUCGGACUAUACCCGAGGAUUAAUCAAAGAAAAGUUGUGUGAAGAUGCAGAUAGUGAAAUAGCGACAACAUCAUUAAGAGUAUCACUGGCUUGUCCUUUAGGAAAAAUGAGAAUGUCUACUCCAUGUCGUGCUUCAACAUGUUAUCACUUACAAUGCUUUGAUGCAUCAUUAUUUUUACAAAUGAAUGAAAGAAAAGCAACAUGGCACUGUCCUGUUUGUGAUAAACCUGCUUUAUACGAUAAUCUUACGAUUGACGGAUACUUCCAAGAAGUACUUAGUUCAAACAAAUUAUUGCCUGAUGUAAAUGAAAUUCAAUUGCUUCAAGAUGGUUCUUGGGAAAAUCUUGUUCUUAAAAAAGAAAAAGAUUGUAAAGAUAAACAUGAAGCAAACACAAGUCAUUCAAAGAAGGAUAUUGAUGUAACUCUUGAAAUUGAUGAAUCUGCUCCUUCAACUCCAGCUCCAAAUGACAAGAAACGUACUGCAGAAGUAAUUGAUUUGAUAUCAGACAGCAGCGAUGACGAAGAAAGUGUUAUAACAAGUUCCAACAAAAAAAUGGCUCUUUCUUCUCCCUCAAAACCGCAAACUAGUGCAAUAAGUAGUACCAGCGACUAUCCAGAACUAAUGAUCAUCGAUUUAGAGUAAAUAUUUGAUUUCCAUUGGCUAGGUAAUUGAUUAGAUUAAUGAGACUCGAUCUACGUUUCAUCAAGGCAAGAUGAAGAAAGUGUAAAAUAAGUGUACAGUUAGGUUAAAAGUUUAGAAUAAAAGAAGAAAAUUUAUAUAAAUUUUGAUCGCUAUGCGAUUUUUCUUAAAUACUGCAAUUUAAGCGAUUAAAGUUGCCAGAUUCAUACUCAAAGUAUUUGAUUCGGAGACUAAAUAUUUUCUCUCACAACUAUCCUAAUCAAAAUUUUCAAAGAGAAGUCUUGACAUAAAAAUAUGAUACAGUUUCAAUUGAAUAUUAACUUUUGUAACGACGGUUCUGAUUUUAAAAUUUUGAGCUAAGAAUCAGGAGAAUUAAAAAGUGAGGAUAAUUAAGUUUCGUUUACUACUGUUUAAUUAUAUGUAAUUUAUAAUUAAUUAGGAUUAUACAUGUUUGUAUUGAGAUAUAUAUAUAUAACUAUAAUUCUGAAAUUCGUACAAGAAAUCUUGAAAUUUCUAAGUCGGCUCUUCUUUUUUUUCAAGUUUUUGUGCGUUUUUCACUCAGAAAAAUUAAAAAAAAUGCAAAAUUUGA